GCUCAAAGUGAACUUCAGCACAAUUAACAACUCGCACUCAUUUAACUUUACUUGUAACGUUUUCUAAUACUUCACGAGACUUCAGUCUCUCAAUAUACUAUGAGUUCCCCUCUGCGAAAUAACAUGUCAUCAGCCAACCGUGGUGUCGACGGGAGUCGAAAUCGUCGCAAGCGCUCCAGAGAACCAGAAGAUGAUGAUUUACCGGGCGGUGCCGCGCCUUCUAGUCCGCCUGGAGAUUUCAGAUCCUCCCCACCAGCACCAAUCCGGCACGGCGUCGAAGACGAGGAUGAUGACGAGAUAGAGGAUGAUGUUGAGAUUGCUGUCGAUAUCGAUGAUGCAGAUGAGAUGGCGGAAGAUGAGGAUGGAAUUGAUCUCUUCGCUGGAAAUUAUGAACGAGAUUACAAUGCCCGGGACAAUACAAAUUACGAGGGUGCGGAUAUUGACGACGAAGGAGAAUAUGAUGAACUCGACGCUGCGGCCAGAAGACAACUCGAAGCCAGAUUGAAUCGCCGUGAUAGAGAGCUUGCUAGACAGCGUCGUAUGCCAGCUGCUUUCUUGCAAGAUGAAGACGAAGAUGGUGACUUGGAUUUAAUGAAUCAACCAAGACGUAGACGCCAUCAUUAUGAUGAAGACGAAGAUGAAGACAUGCAAGAGGAUAUUAUGGAAGAGGAAUUGUCUCUUGAGACUUUACAGGACGUUAAGUCAUCCAGUCUGGUCGAGUGGAUUGCUACACCUUCCGUUCAAAGAACUAUUCGGAGAGAAUUCAAAGCUUUUCUUACCGAAUACACCGAUGACCAUGGAGUUUCUGUUUAUGGUAGCCGCAUCAAGACACUAGGAGAGAUCAACGCAGAAUCAUUAGAGGUCUCAUACGACCAUUUAUCCGCCUCAAAAGCCAUCCUUGCAUAUUUCUUGGCUAACGCUCCGGGCGAGAUGCUUCAAUUAUUCGAUGAAGUUGCCAUGGAGGUGACCCUUUUGCAUUAUAACGAUUAUCAACAAAUCCACUCCGAAAUUCACGUUCGAAUUACUGAUUUACCCGUUCAUUACACUCUACGACAACUUCGUCAAACACAUUUAAAUUGUCUUGUUAGAGUCAGUGGUGUGGUUACUCGCCGAAGUGGUGUAUUUCCCCAAUUGAAAUAUGUCAUGUUCGACUGUUCCAAAUGCCAUACAAGACUUGGCCCUUUCCAACAAGAGUCUAAUGUCGAAGUUAAGAUUUCUUUCUGUGCAAAUUGUCAAUCUCGUGGUCCUUUCAACCUUAACUCAGAGAAAACUGUCUAUCGCAAUUAUCAAAAGUUGACCCUUCAAGAAUCCCCGGGCACUGUUCCAGCUGGCCGUCUGCCCCGUCACCGUGAAGUUAUUCUUCUCUGGGAUCUUAUCGACAAAGCCAAGCCCGGCGAGGAGAUUGAAGUCACGGGUGUUUACCGCAAUAACUACGAUGCUCAAUUGAACAAUCGAAAUGGUUUCCCUGUAUUUGCAACAAUAUUGGAGGCCAAUAAUGUUGUCAAAUCUCACGAUCAACUUGCUGGAUUCAGACUCACAGAAGAAGAUGAGCAUGAGAUUCGCGCACUUUCUCGGGAUCCUCAAAUUGUGGAUAAAAUUAUCAAUUCAAUUGCUCCAAGUAUUUAUGGCCAUACUGAUAUCAAAACAGCCGUGGCCCUGUCACUUAUGGGCGGAGUUGCCAAAGUCGCUCAAGGAAAGCAUCAUAUCCGUGGUGAUAUCAAUGUACUACUUCUUGGAGAUCCCGGAACAGCAAAAUCUCAAGUUCUAAAGUAUGUAGAAAAGACGGCUCACAGAGCUGUCUUUGCUACUGGUCAAGGAGCUAGUGCUGUUGGUCUCACAGCAAGUGUACGCAAAGAUCCUCUUACUAGCGAGUGGACCUUGGAGGGUGGCGCUUUGGUGCUUGCAGACAGAGGAACAUGUCUCAUCGAUGAGUUCGACAAGAUGAACGAUCAAGAUCGAACAUCCAUUCACGAAGCUAUGGAACAACAAACUAUUUCCAUCUCCAAGGCUGGUAUCGUCACAACACUCCAGGCUCGAUGUGGUAUUAUUGCUGCUGCAAAUCCAAUUGGUGGACGUUACAAUUCGACCAUCCCUUUCUCACAAAACGUUGAACUCACCGAGCCCAUUUUGUCUCGUUUCGAUAUUCUUUGCGUUGUUCGUGAUACUGUCGAUCCAGCAGAAGAUGAAAGACUUGCCAGAUUCGUCGUAGGUUCUCACGGUCGUUCUCAUCCAGGAAGCCAACCUACAGAUGAAAAUCAAGCCUCCAUGGAAACGGAGCAUGACGCCGAAUUGCGCGAUAGUGCUAUUAAUGGUGGCGAGCCAAAACAAGAAGGCGAGAUCAAGCAAGAAUUACUUCGAAAAUACAUUCUUUAUGCUAGAGAAAGAUGCAGUCCAAAGCUAUACAACAUCGAUGAAGAGAAAGUUUCCAAGCUCUUUGCAGAUAUGAGAAGAGAAUCGUUAGCGACCGGAGCUUAUCCUAUUACUGUGCGCCAUCUUGAAGCUAUCAUGCGUAUCAGUGAAGCAUUUUGUCGAAUGAGACUCUCUGAAUAUGUCUCUGCGCAGGAUAUUGAUCGAGCGAUUGCUGUCACGAUUGAUUCUUUCGUUGGGAGUCAAAAGAUUAGUUGCAAGAAAGCACUCGCCCGUGCUUUUGCGAAGUAUACACUUGCAAGACCCGGUGGCGGAAGGAGGAACAGGAAUUCCGAGAGAGGACAGAGGGCGGCUACUGCGACAAUGGCUUAAACGCGAAUAUGAAGACACGAGUGUAUCUAGGGGAAACGAACGCUAUGGUUUUUUUGUCUUUGAUUUUCUGGUCAAGAAGAUCCAGGUUAUUGAAUGGUCAGAAAUUAAGAUUUGACAGUCUAUUCAUGUUGCAUGAAUGAGGUCAGUAUGGAGUUUUGCCAGCGGAUUAGUUCACGGUUGUACAGCCUGGUUAUGAUAUAAUGAAUAAAUAUACCAUGUUUGCCGCGUCCCCUUCAUGGACAAACGAUGUUCCUGGUCGAAUGGAUGUGAUGGAUGUGAUUCACAUCACUGAGUCCAGUCACAUUUCUGAACACAAUAAGCCUUGCAUUGCAUCCCAUCAUGGCUCAGGACAUUGAACAGAGUUAAUUCUGAAGGCACUUACUGACUGAGGGACCAUGCCAAGGACCAACGCGUGGCUCGGCCUAUCGAUUGCCGACAAGAGGCGGAACAUCCUACCCGCACCUGCCGCAUAACUUUGACCCUCCAAAUUCAACCCAAUUUUUGACUGACUGACAUCUGACUGAUAUCUUCCAUUGACCCACAUAUUAGACUUGCAUGUUGAUCAUUCACCCUAAACAUGACUUCCCAGCUCUUAUUUCCAAACGGAACCUACUCUUCCGCGUUUAUACUUCACUUUUUUCUCCGAAGAAACUCCGCGCCCGAAUAUUACCCGUGAUUUUAACUAUCUAAUAAAUCAGAACUAGGGAGGAAGCGUCUUGACACACCAAUAGUAACAGGAAUAUCCGUCGUAGGAUAUUGGCAAGAGCGGAUGAAUCGAUGAUGUGACAAACGAGGGUACACAAGCGUGAACAAGCGUGAUGCAGGGCCGACAUUCCAUAAGCAUUUAGGAAGCUUCCUUCCAGGUUUGAGUAGGGACACAUGUACUCUUG
Messenger RNA from Botrytis deweyae, 3629 nucleotides. RefSeq lists its product as uncharacterized. Gene Ontology annotation, biological process: mitotic DNA replication initiation; DNA replication; double-strand break repair via break-induced replication. The record is from RefSeq and is a predicted model, not a curated record. The transcript is spliced from 3 exons. Gene Ontology annotation, molecular function: single-stranded DNA binding; single-stranded DNA helicase activity; ATP binding. The coding region runs from base 100 to 2739 and encodes 879 amino acids. Gene Ontology annotation, cellular component: nucleus; MCM complex. NCBI's taxonomy places the organism in Eukaryota, Fungi, Ascomycota, Leotiomycetes, Helotiales, Sclerotiniaceae.